CUGGCGGAGGGCACGUCGCCACCGCCCGCCCCAGUCGCCGCGGGCGAUGAACUGCAACCCUGGGCGAGGUGUCUGUCGCCAGAGGAGUUGAGGUCGCUCGCUGCAAGGCGCAGCGAGAUCACUCUCCACGCUCGCUGAGCGCUUCUUUCGAGGGAAAUUCCGGAAGGGUUUGCUUGAAUGAAUGGGAUCGCCAGACGCCGACUCUCGCGCACAGGAGAACGAGAUGGGAGAUCUGGUAAUUAAGUGUCAUGGAUCAUACUGCAAGACUGGGACCGGAAUAAAAGCAUUCCCACCCAGCACCAUCACAGCUUUCGUCUACUGUAUUUCUGUUACUUUGAUUUUCACAAUAAUCAAGGUGGUUAGUUACCGCCUGCAUCUUAUGUUUGACAAAGGAGAAGUGAUUCAACAAAAAGUCACUUGGAGGGAAGGAAAGCACAAUAAAGAUGGCAAAAGAGAUAAUGCAAUUCGACAUAUACAUCUUAGCAAUAAUAUAGGGGACAGUGGUGCAGUUGAAGAGAGCAAGCAUAAUGGUUCAACACCAACCAUCCAUAGCAGUGCAAAAGUGCAGGCUAUUCUGUCUCAUCAUUCUUCAGGUGUACUGGAGCUGCCAGCACAAGAAACUAUUGAAGAUCUGAAAGGAGUAAUGGUUUUGGAAGACCAACCUGUCCCACCAGUUUCAUCUACCUCACCCUGUGUCAAAGCAGAUAUUCUCUCCGCUUCCAUGGCACUUAUGUCAAAUUCAACUGCAUCAGCAAUAGUGGCCAAGCCAAAUGCUAUGGAGACAUUUAUCAGUAACACAACCAGUGAAAAAGAAGAAAAGUUACAGUCUUCCGGCCACAGUGGAGUGGAGGAUACUCUGUUUGAUAAAGCUGUUGUUAAAAAAUUACCAAAUCUUUCUUUGUCUCAGUGUGACAUUUUAAAGAAUGGCAUUUCCUUUGAGCCUUGGGGCACUGAUAAUUCACUCAUCAUUUCAGAGCAUUUAAGCAAUCCCAAAUGUUUCAGGAGAGAGAAGCUGCCAGAUGCAGUGGCUCAAGAUGGCAGUACUCCUAGCUGCCCACAGUGCAAUACUGUGGCAGCCAAGGAAACCAGUGGGCCAGUGGAGGGUUCUUCUUAUGGUGAUGACAUGAAGCUACACCUUGAUGAUUCAGAAGGUGAAGUAGCUGUUGCUCUUGUUGAUAAUUCUCUCCCUGGAGACCCACUCACGCUACGCGAACCCAUUAAAAUAGUUAUCACAAUGAGCAGUACCCAGAACUCAGCAAUUGAUUUAGAAAGCUCAUGCCAUACGAAAGUCUUGGGCGCUGAAAAAUCCAGCUCAGAUCCAGAGUCUGGUGUUGCUACAGCAGAUCAAAACAGUAAACAAAACAAUGAACAAAUCCCUGUCAUUACUUUUGAAUUGUCUGAUGACAGUGGUGGUCAUGUUUAUCAAGAAGUGAGUGAGAGCUUAAGAACACCAGAGAAUUUAAAUGUAGAUGCAUCAUCCAACCAGUGCUCUGGCUAUGAAUCUGGUGAACAGGAAAAUAUUGCAAAAGAAUAUAGUGACAAUCCAACAAAUAAUCACAAAGAAACAAAUCUUUGUUUAGAAAAUGUUUCUGAGAAUGUAGAAGUUACAGUUUUGCAUUCAAAAGAAGGGCAACAGAGUUUGGGUGUGCCCUCAUAUAAAAUGGCUCAUGAGAAGAGACAUGCUCGUGUGCUCAGUGUUGAUAGUGGAACAGAUGUUUUUUUAAGCAAGAAUUCUACAGAGACAGUCAGUGAUAAAGAAAAACUUUUGCCGACCUCUAAAUCUGAUCUGGAAGCUAAAGAAGGGCAGGCACCCAGUGAAUCUAAUUUCUUGGAAUUUGUCUCACUGCUGGAAUCCAUCAAUAGCUCUAAGGCAACAACUUCUGAUGGGAAACCAGAGACUGCAAAAGAUAAAGGGCUCGCUGGAGAUGGCUGUAUAACAGAGAUAAAGGAAGGACCUCUGGAAACAGAAAAAAACUCCUCUGAAAAAGAAAAAUAUUCUUCUAAGCAGGAUAGAUCAGAAAUGCAAAGUCAGGUCUCAGCUGGGAUUAAUUCAAUGAAGCCUGAGCCUGUGAAGUUCACUGCACACUACCAGGCCACCAGGCAAAGGCAGAUCAUUUACCGGGUAACUUCACAGCAAGAUAGUUCUGUCUUGCAAGUCAUAAGUGGCCCUGAGGCUUCUGUCCAAGAAGAAAUGUCUGUGGAUGCAAUGCAUGUCUUCAUAGAUGAAAAUGGAGACAUUAGAUCCUGUUACUUAAAGGCUGGCAGUCAAAAAGAAGGAAAUCCUCAAAAUCCAGCACCUAACAAUGACUGGGUUUCCAAUGCUCAUGAAACUCACUUCAGCUCUUCUAGUACAGCUACCUCAGAGAGUCAGGAUAUAUCUUCUGGAGAUCAUGGCCCCAGCCCAUUGCAACAGCAGCUGUUACUGAUGGUGGCACGGAGAACCCUAGCUGAAACUCAACGGCAUUUUAGUGAAGACCUUGAAGAUUCUUCAUGUUCAUCAGUACAGAGAAAAAUUAAUAGACAAUUUUACAAAUUUUUAAUCUUUCCUGGCAAAUGGAUAAAAGUCUGGUAUGAUCGACUGACUUUGCUGGCAUUGCUAGAUAGGACAGAAGAUAUCAAGGAGAAUGUUUUGGCAAUUCUGCUAGUAAUCCUUGUUUCUUUUCUUGGCUUUCUAAUUAUGAACCAAGGUUUUUGUAAAGACAUUUGGCUCUUCCUGUUCUGUCUUAUCAUGGCAAGCUGUCAAUACUCCCUUCUAAAGAGCAUUCAGCCAGACCCUGCCUCACCUAUACAUGGCCACAAUCAGAUGAUAAUCUAUAGCAGGCCUGUAUAUUUUUGUAUAUUGUGUGGCCUUAUUUUAUUGCUAGAUGCAGGCUCCAAAAACAGAAGUCCCUCAGUUUAUACAGUAUAUGGCUUGAAGAUCUUCUCACCUGGAUCAUUUCAGGCAGCCAGAGACCAUGUCAUAGGAUUUUUAUAUUGCUUUCCGGCUAUUUCUCUUCUUGGCCUUUUCCCACAAAUCAACACUUUCUGCAUAUAUCUCCUGGAACAAAUAGAUAUGCUGCUCUUUGGUGGUUCUGCGGCUGCUGGGAUGGUAUCUUCACUGUACAGUGUUUCUCGAAGCUUUAUCGUUGUAAUUGUCCUGUAUGCAUUCUGCUUCAAUGCAGUAAAGGAGCCAUGGGAUGCACAACAUAUUCCUGCAUUGUUUUCUGCUUUUUGUGGCCUUUUAGUUGCACUUUCUUACCAUCUGAGUAGGCAAAGCAGUGACCCAUCUGCUUUAAUAUCACUUAUCCAGUAUAAAUAUUUUCCCCAUUUUCUACAUCAACAUUUGGACACUUCACAGGCUGAUCCACUUCCUGAGAAGAUGAGAGAAUCAGUGAGGGAGACCUUGAAGUCAGAUCUCAUUGUGUGCUCAUUGGCUGCUGUGCUGUCAUUUGCAGUCAGUGCCAGUACGGUGUUCUUGUCGUUAGGGCCAUUUCUCAGCCUUGUGCUUUUCACUUUAGCAUGGACUGUUGGAUUCGUAACGCACUAUAUACUUCCUCAGCUUCGCAAACACCACCCAUGGAUGUGGAUUGCCCACCCUAUUCUUAAAAAUAAAGAAUAUCAAAAGAGAGAAAUAACAGAUGCUGCCCAGUUAAUGUGGUUUGAAAGGCUCUAUGUGUGGCUUCAGUGUUUUGAAAAGUACAUCUUGUAUCCUGCAAUAAUAUUGAAUGCCCUUACCAAUGAUGCUUUUUCAAUCAGCAAAGAUAAGCGAUUAACUCCACACUGUGAUAUCUUUCUGAUUACAAUUGCGGGAAUGAAGCUACUGAGGUCUUCAUUUUGUAAUUCCAUUCACCAGUUUGUUACACUAAGCUUUACUGUAAUCUUCUUCAAAUUCGACUAUAAGGAUUUCUCUGAGAACUUGUUGUUGAAUUUCUUCAUGAUGUCAAUUGUAUUUAAUAAGCUGUGGGACCUACUGCAAAAAUUACAGUUCGUAAUGACAUACAUUGCUCCUUGGCAAAUUGCUUGGGGCUCUUCAUUCCAUGUGUUUGCUCAGCUCUUUGCCAUACCUCACUCUGCGAUACUCUUCUUCCAAACCCUGGCCACUGCAAUCUUUUCUACUCCAUUGAGUCCAUUUCUAGGAAGUGUCAUUUUUCUCACAUCAUACGCCAGACCAGUCAAGUUCUGGGAAAGGAAUUACAACACUAAACGAGUAGACCAUUCUAAUACAAGACUGGCACUUCAAAUUGAAAAGGAUGCAGGAAAUGAUGAUAACCUCAACUCCAUCUUUUAUGAGCACCUGACAAGAUCUCUGCAGGAAUCUCUUUGUGGAGAUUUGAUUCUUGGACGCUGGGGAAACUACAGCUCUGGCGACUGCUUUAUUUUGGCAUCGGAUUAUUUGAACGCCUUUGUUCACUUGAUUGAAAUUGGAAACGGUCUUGUCACUUUCCAACUCAGGGGGCUAGAAUUUCGAGGGACAUACUGCCAGCAGAGAGAAGUGGAGGCUAUAACAGAAGGAGAUGAGGACAACGAAGGCUGCUGCUGCUGCAAGCCAGGCCACUUGCCUCACUGGCUCUCAUGCAACGCGGCGUUCAACCUUCGAUGGCUGGCCUGGGAGAUCACUCGGACUCAGUACAUCCUGGAGGGGUACAGCAUCAUUGACAACAACGCUGCCACGAUGCUCCAGGUGUUUGACCUGCGCAGGAUACUCAUCAGAUAUUACGUAAAGAGCAUUAUAUACUUCACUGCAAGUUCCCCUAAAAUCCUGCACUGGCUAAGAGAUGAUUCAUUCCAAAAGAUACUGCAGCCUUUCUCCAAGUGGCAUUACAUUGAGCGUGACCUUGCAAUGUUCAGUAUUAACAUUGACGAUGACUACGUACCCUGCCUUCAAGGAAUCACCAGGGCAAGUUUCUGCAGUGUUUACUUGGACUGGAUUCAGUUUUGUGCCGCAAAAAGAAUCGAGCCUAUAGAGUGUGAUGAAGACUCUCCUUUAGUAACUCUUUCCUUUGCCUUGUGCAUUCUGGGUAGAAGAGCACUGGGAACAGCCUCACACAAUAUGGCCAUCAGUUUAGAUUCCUUCCUCCAUGGCCUUCAUGCCUUGUUCAAAGGAGAUUUUCGAAUCACAUCAAGAGAUGAAUGGGUGUUUGCAGAUAUGGACCUGUUGCACAAAGUUGUUGCUCCUGCAAUCAGAAUGUCACUGAAGCUUCAUCAGGACCAGUUUACCUGUCCAGACGAAUAUGAGGAACCUGCAGUUCUUUAUGAGGCAAUUCGGUCAUUUGAAGAAAAGGUUGUGAUCUGCCACGAAGGAGACCCUGCCUGGCGUAAUGCUGUCCUCUCCAACAAGGAGGAACUGCUCACCCUGAGGCAUGUAGUGGAAGAAGGGACAGAUGAAUACAAAAUUAUCAUGCUUCACAAAAGCUAUCUGAGCUUCAAAGUCAUCAAGGUGAACAAGGAGUGUGUCAGAGGGCUCUGGGCUGGGCAGCAGCAGGAGCUGAUAUUCUUACGCAAUCGCAACCCAGAACGGGGCAGCAUCCAGAACAACAAGCAGGUUUUGAGGAACCUAAUUAACUCCUCCUGUGACCAGCCCCUGGGGUACCCUAUGUACGUCUCUCCUUUGACCACGUCAUACCUAGGGACCCACAGGCAGCUGAAGAACGUUUGGGGUGGACCAAUCAGCCUGGACAACAUCACAACAUGGUUCAGAAGCAAGUGGCUCAGGAUGAGGAAGGGCUGCCAUCCCGGCCACAACAGUGGAGGGAACCUCGAAGAAGCCGCCAGCAGAAAUGGGUCAUCUUCCAGCUGCAACCCAGCGAAUAACUCCAGCAGCUCCCAACACACCAGGAACAGCAUGCCCCAGCUGCGGGCUUCUUUAUCGGUUGCUCAAUUCCCAGGCAGAAGAAAAUUCAGGAGUCAGUCUGUUCAGACACAUGCUGCCUUAAAUCAGAGACCCCCUCGUUCCAGUCACUCUGGUCCUGUCUUAGAAAGCCACUACCCCUUCAUCCAGACUUCCACGUCCGCCCAUGAAAUUGCCCAGGGGCUUUCUGGCAGCCAGCUCUCCUUCCACAAUUCAGCAGCUUCGGUAUUCUCCCACACGCCUGCCAUCCCUUCUCUGGGCCAGCUCACUGUCCAGGAGAGAGCCGAAGUGAUGCUGCGGUCCAGCCUGGCCUCUUCCACCAGUUCUACGCUCAGCCUUUUGUUUGGCAAGAGGAGUUUUUCAAGUGCUUUGGUGAUUUCUGGCCUCUCGGCUGCUGAUGGAGGAAACACCACAGAUACUCAGUCAUCCAGCAGUGUUAACAUUGUAAUGGGCCCAUCUGCCCGAGCAGCAAGCCACACUGUGCAGGAGACCACACAGCAAUUGUCGGAGGAUUAUGAGGCAACCGAUGCUACUGAAUGCAGGCAACGAAGGGAGCUUGGAACCACUCAUGCCCUCCUGAUGAGCCAUAUGCUGGAAUGUAGAAGAGCCAGCCAAGAGGACAUGGCACUGGAAGACACAGCUUCUCAACACAGUCUUUCAGAAGAGCAGUAAAGCAUCCACUUGUGUAAAGGCCAAUGCUCUGUACAGUAGAAAUCGAAACACGACAUGGUUCAUUUCCCAGAAAAGGUUUUAACAUUCAUUCAAAGCUAACUAAAAGAAAAAAGAAAAACCUUAAAAUAUUUAUUUUUUUAAUUUUUGGUUAAAAGUCUUUAUUCAAAAAUAUUACAGCGUAGAAACACAAUACUGGACAAUUGGCAUUUAGUGCUGCCCUAAAUGCAGUGCAGCUUCAGCUCAGGGUCCUGAAAAUUCAAAUAUGAUCUUGGGAGGGGAAAAAAAAACCCUAUUCUGACAUUCUUUCCCCUGAAGAAGCACUGAUAGGAUGGAAUUUGGGAAGCAUCUGAGGGAUGGAUUGAGAAAGAGACAGAGAGGGAGAAUACUUGGAACCGAGACUGAAAGCAACAGAAAAUCUGAAUGCAGUUCAGUGAAAAGCACACCGACAUCUGUCUCUUGUCGUAACCAAAUAGAUGAUUGCAUGCUAAAUAACUGGCAUUUUAUACAUAAUGCAUCAGAAAGGAUUGUUUUUAAUUGAAGCAAUGAAUAUGUAAUAGGAGAGGAAUCUGCAUUCUCUAAGAUUAGUAUGCUGAAUCUUUAAAAAAAAAGUCAAAAGGAAAGCCUCAUUUUUCUGUUUGUUUGAAGUGUUCUGCAGCUGGCAAUUAUGUGCUACAACAUAUUAAUCCAGAAGGUGGUCCACUGCAUGCAGCCAUAAUAAAAUAGCAUAUGAAAGUGCCAGGCUACACAUUGCCGUGAACCAAAUAUAGCUGAUGCAUGAAAAGCCUUCACAAAGCCAACAGUGCUCCUUAUUUGCAAACAAUGCAGCUUUCUCUAAAAGGUUGUCGUUUCACAUAACCUUGCACUUGUUUGGUUGGCAGAUAUCCAUGCCUGUUUCUGAAACUGAGAGACUUAACACAACUGUAAAGUACUGUAGUAAUCUCUCAUACACAGAGACAUGUCAAUUGUUUUGUAAUUAAAGACUUUACAACUA
Messenger RNA from Varanus komodoensis (Komodo dragon), 7490 nucleotides. It is a transcript of the gene PCNX2, whose product is annotated as pecanex 2. The coding region runs from base 182 to 6499 and encodes 2105 amino acids. The record is from RefSeq and is a predicted model, not a curated record. NCBI's taxonomy places the organism in Eukaryota, Metazoa, Chordata, Lepidosauria, Squamata, Varanidae. Gene Ontology annotation, cellular component: membrane. The transcript has 34 exons.